AUGAAGCUGUCGGGGGUCAGGUGCGUAGUGAGGUGCCUUGAAUAUGGAGAACGUGGAGGCGGCCGAGGCCAGAGCAUUUACUGUGCGCCCCAUGGGGCCUUGGUCCAACUUUUUGAAGUUGAAAUGUGGGAGACGCAGGUGAAUGGUGAUAAACAUGCUCGGGGACAGAUCUGCUCGUGUUCGGCCGCCUCGCAUGAGCAAGAAAGAAGAAGCGGUGGGAUAGGCGUGCCGACGUGUCCCGCGCAGCAGCCGCGUUCGAAGCUCGUGAACCAGCCAACGGCCCAUUCGACAGCCCUCAAGCUCUUGUUGCCCCACCUCUGCGCACUGCAACAGCCAGACCCAGACAACAGACCAGACAACAGACCCCUGCAACGGCAAAGUUUUGCCGCCGACAGUAGCCGACACUUCCGAGCCGACGCGUCCUCUCGCAAUCCCGAAGCCUGCCACUCCGAGGAGGCGCUGAACUACAAGCCUCAACACCGGCCCACAGUCAACCAGUCAACUUAGAAAGAGACAUCCGAUUUCGUAAGUAGUGCAGCAGGUUUCUCUUGAUUGUGACGCGUUUACUUGCCAUACUUGCGUGUGCGUAGAGGCCUUUGACAUCUGCGAUAACGACAUCCCUGUUGUAU
Dermacentor silvarum is the source of this 629-nucleotide messenger RNA. RefSeq lists its product as uncharacterized. Bases 1 to 507 code for a protein of 168 amino acids. The transcript is spliced from 3 exons. Lineage: Eukaryota; Metazoa; Arthropoda; Arachnida; Ixodida; Ixodidae. The record is from RefSeq and is a predicted model, not a curated record.